Molecule: messenger RNA, 1306 nt
Organism: Sorex fumeus (smoky shrew)
Lineage: Eukaryota; Metazoa; Chordata; Mammalia; Eulipotyphla; Soricidae
Gene: MTRFR
Product: mitochondrial translation release factor in rescue
Exons: 3
Coding region: 115-594 (159 amino acids)
Biological process (GO): translational termination
Cellular component (GO): mitochondrion
Molecular function (GO): translation release factor activity
Source: RefSeq, a predicted model, not a curated record
ACGCCGCCGGGCGGGGAACGGCGCGUGCGCAGAGGCCGGGGCUCGAUUGGUGCGCCGGGGCGGGAAGUAGGUUCCCAGGCCAGUCCAGGUCCUGCGCCCGCCAGGCCCUUGCCCAUGUACCCGUGGGCUCUGCUGCGCCGGGCCCCCCCGCUGGCCGGAAUGUGGAUGGGGCCGUGGGGACCAUGGCCGUGGGACAGGCCUGCAGUGUGGCAGGUCCCAAAGGUGGGCAAGAAGGAUGGCCCCGCCCUGCUGGACCUGGCCGAGAGUGACCUCGAGGAGCAGUUUGUGAAAGGACACGGGCCUGGGGGCCAAGCCACCAACAAGACCAGCAACUGCGUGGUGCUAAAGCAUGUGCCCUCGGGCAUCGUGGUCAAGUGCCAUCAGACGCGAUCUGUGGAUCAGAACCGGAGGCUGGCUCGCAAGAUCCUGCAAGAGAAGGUCGAUGUUUUCUACAAUGGCGAGAGCAGCCCCGUUCACCAAGAGAAACGAGCGGCAGAGCGGAAAAAACAGGAGAAGAAAAAGAGAGCAAAGGAAAUCUUAGAAAAGAAGAAACGGUUCAAAGAACUCUGGGAAUCGAGUCAAAGUGUCCAGUGAGAGAUACUAUGAGGGUUGGUGUGUGGGUGGGACCCGGCCAGCUCGAUUAUUGAGCUGGGAAGGACAGGGGUUUUCUUGAGAUUUUCAGUUCAUACCCGGUGAUGCUCAGGGUACUCCUGACUCUGCACUCAGGAAUCACUCCAUGGGGGAGAGAGGGGUCCGGGGCUCUGUGGGAGGCUGGGAUCAAACAUGGGUCAGCCCCUUACCUGCUAGACUCUCUCCAGCUCUUGGCCACUAUUUAAAGCCGCUUAUGCCCCUCAAAUCCUCCUGACCCAGGGCCAGGACAAAAGCUACCAAGUGCCCAGUACAGCAGCUCUGAAGGGGGCGGAGCGGGGGGUCAUCUGAGGAGGUGUAGGAGCGUCCCUGCUGCUUUAGACCCCAUUAGAAGUUCUGUCGCAGGACAGACUCCAGACCCCUCAUCUUAGUCGCCGGGAACCUGCAGCCCCUCUGGGAGGGCGGACAGACAGCGUGUGCCCCGAACACCAGAGCAGCUCUGGGAGCAAGACCAGAGCCAGGCUGUGGCCUGCAGGUGCCCGGCCCUGGACAGUGGCCCUGGCUCUCACUUUUCAUGUGAAAUGCUGCUCAUUUUUCAUUUUCGUGAUUUCUGGGUGCCCAGGACUGAGGCCAGCCAGGCAGGUCCCUCCACCAUCAGCCGCAGCCCUGGUUGAGCUGUUGCCAAAAUUCCGCUUAAAAAUCUAAGGAACCCAUGUGU